Myotis davidii is the source of this 2184-nucleotide messenger RNA. It is a transcript of the gene FN3KRP, whose product is annotated as fructosamine 3 kinase related protein. The transcript is spliced from 5 exons. Bases 496 to 1272 code for a protein of 258 amino acids. The record is from RefSeq and is a predicted model, not a curated record. Lineage: Eukaryota; Metazoa; Chordata; Mammalia; Chiroptera; Vespertilionidae.
UCGGUUCUGGGUAUUAUUGAAGUCAAAAUUCUCUCCUUUGAGCAUACUUGAGCAUGACAUGCAGUUUUGUUCUGUAGUCCCUGGAAAACAAGUCAGUAUCUCGUUAGAACUAGGGUGAGGCCAGUGUGAGCUGGUUCUGUGGUUGCUGUGGGACAGGACUGUGUUGGAGGUACUACAGAGGGUGACCCACGUACACAGUCCAGCCCUGCACCAGGCACUUAGUGGAAUAUUAGUAGCUGACAUCUUCCCACCUGGAGGGGGUUGGACUCAACGAUAUAGUCCGACACUGCCAAGUCCCAUCUACUCCUGUGCAGCUUCAGGACGUAUAAUCUGCUUUACGGAAAAGCCAAAAAAGCUGUCUGUCUGUUGACUUUGCAGUCAGGGUAGCCUUGGCUUAGAAUUGUAAUGCCUGAGAAACUUGUCUACCUGGAGCCUUUCCAGAAGGGAUCUCGCUCUCCUCCCCUCUGCCAUUAAUUCUCCUGACAGGCUAGAAGAAUGUUUGAAGGUGAGAUGGCCAGUUUAACGGCCAUCCUGAAAACAGACACAGUGAAAGUGCCCAAACCCAUCAAGGUCCUGGACGCCCCGGGAGGCAGCAGUAUGCUAGUGAUGGAGCAUUUGGACAUGCGGUAUCUGAGCAGUCAUGCUGCCAAGCUUGGAGCCCAGCUGGCAGAUCUGCACCUAGAGAAUAAAAGGCGUGGAGAGAUGCUGCAGAAGGAGGCCGGCAGAGUGGGGAGAGGAGGUGAGCAGGCGGAACGGCCCUUCGUAGACCAGUUUGGGUUUGACGUGGUGACGUGUUGUGGAUAUCUCCCCCAGGUGAAUGACUGGCAGAAGGACUGGGUCACAUUCUAUGCCCAGCAGCGCAUCCAGCCCCAGAUGGACAUGCUGGCGAAGGGGUCUGGGGACAGAGAUGCCCUCGAGCUCUGGUCUGCUCUGCAGUUGAAGAUCCCUGAUCUGUUCCUUGAUUUGGACAUCGUCCCAGCCCUGCUCCACGGAGACCUCUGGGGAGGAAACGUAGCAGAGGAUUCCUCUGGGCCCAUCAUCUUUGACCCAGCCUCCUUCUAUGGCCACUCGGAAUAUGAGCUGGCAAUAGCUGGCAUGUUUGGGGGCUUUAGUAGCACCUUCUACUCUGCCUACCACAACAAGAUCCCCAAGGCCCCCGGGUUUGAGAAGCGCCUGAAGUUGUAUCAGCUCUUCCACUAUUUGAACCACUGGAAUCAUUUCGGAUCAGGGUACAGAGGGUCCUCCCUCAACAUCAUGAGGAACCUCAUCUAGUGAGCUUGCCCUGCUCUGGAGGGAGGCCUGUGCGAGGAGCCUGCAGAGCCGUAGGUUCAGAGGUCCCAGAUCCUAACCCUCUGUUCCCCCACAGUCCUCUUCUUCAGGGGUUCUGUCCCAUUUCUUCACACAUCUGGAGAGGCUUCAGACCAACUUUCCAAGCCUUGGAAAGUAUGUAAUAUCUCAGAAGAGAGGUGUUGUCAUCCUAAAGCUGUACAUUUCGUUAGACUUCGUAGUUGGAUAAACCAUACUAGUAAUGUGAACAGAGGGACCUCGCAGUGUGGGGCCAUGUCAAACCCAACAACUGCCCCAAAGGUAGAGAAGGGAAGUGGCCAGUGCGCCAGGCACUGCUGCUGCGGGCACCUUCCCACCAUCCCCUCCCGUCUCGCCUCCAGGAAUGACUCGAGUUCAGGAUGAUGCUACUCGAUGGCUGAGUGCAGUCUAGGCACGAAACCGUCUUACGAGGGGCAUCUUACAAUGACCAUUCCCCAAACUGAGCACAUUCCCUUUGCUUUCUGUGUGACCUCUGGACCAGCCGCAGGCUGAGCAGGUCUGGAGAUGAUUUGGGGAGUGGCCAAACUGCCAGCUUCCGGGGUGUCCUCAGUAGAUUCAGGAGCCACUGAAUCGACUUCACACCCCCCUGGCCUGCCGCUCUCUUAGCUUGCCGAGUGUCAUUCCUUUGCUUCAGAGAGGCUCGCGCUAAGCCAGUGUUUCCCCCCUUCAUCUUGCAGGGCUGAGGAACGGUCAUGAAUGGCAUUGAUGUUAACAUGCUUUUGUGCAAACUUUUCAGUGGUUUCUAUGAUGCAAGGCACCAUUUCCCUCAUUUAAACCAUAAGUCAGUGUUUUUCCUAGAUAUUUGCCAAGAAGCCUUUGUAUUGUGUUACUCUAAUAAAUUGUUUCUUGAAGAGCAAA